Sorghum bicolor (sorghum) is the source of this 1363-nucleotide messenger RNA. RefSeq names its product prohibitin-1, mitochondrial. Gene Ontology annotation, biological process: mitochondrion organization. The coding region runs from base 114 to 983 and encodes 289 amino acids. NCBI's taxonomy places the organism in Eukaryota, Viridiplantae, Streptophyta, Magnoliopsida, Poales, Poaceae. Gene Ontology annotation, cellular component: membrane; mitochondrion. The transcript is spliced from 5 exons. The record is from RefSeq and is a predicted model, not a curated record.
CGCGCCUCCCCUCCCCUUCGUCUUCCACCUCCGUCUCCACCUCCACCUGUACGCCUCCGCCGUCUCCGACCCCAACUACUCAAAACCCUAGCUAAACCUCCUUCUCCGGCGAGAUGGACGGCCUCAAGGGAGCCAAGUUGCCGAGCGCCCCGAAGGGCGGGAGCGCGCUCGUGAAGUUGGCGGUGCUCGGCGGCGCGGGUCUCUACGCCGCCCUCAACAGCUUCUACAACGUCGAGGGCGGCCACCGCGCCAUCGUCUUCAACCGCCUCGAGGGUAUCAAGGACAAGGUGUACCCCGAAGGAACUCACCUGAUGAUCCCGUGGAUCGAGAGGCCGAUCAUCUACGACGUCCGCGCCCGACCCAACCUCGUCGAGAGCACCUCCGGAAGCCGCGACCUCCAGAUGGUGAGAAUUGGUCUUCGUGUCCUUACUCGGCCCAUGCCAGAUCAGCUACCUAAAAUCUACAGGAACCUGGGGGAGAACUUCAAUGAGAGAGUUCUGCCUUCAAUCAUUCAUGAAACACUCAAAGCUGUGGUUGCUCAAUACAAUGCCAGUCAGCUGAUUACACAGAGAGAGGCCGUGAGCAGGGAGAUUAGGAAGAUCCUGACUGAGAGGGCCAACAACUUCAAUAUUGCUCUGGAUGAUGUGUCCAUCACAAGCCUCAGCUUUGGAAAAGAGUUUACUCAUGCUAUUGAAGCCAAACAGGUUGCUGCACAAGAAGCUGAGCGUGCCAAGUUCAUUGUUGAGAAGGCCGAGCAGGACAAGCGCAGUGCAGUUAUCAGGGCACAGGGUGAGGCUAAGAGUGCAGAGCUGAUUGGUCAAGCCAUUGCCAACAACCCCGCUUUCCUGGCUCUGAGACAGAUUGAAGCAGCCAGGGAGAUCUCCCACACCAUAGCGGCCUCAAGCAACAAGGUGUUCCUUGAUUCCAGGGACCUUUUGCUUGGGCUCCAGCAGUUGAAUGUGGGGGGCAAACAAAAGAAGUGAAGUGAUCGUCCAGCCCAGUCCCACACUACCGUGGAAGAGAGUAGUUUAAGAUACAGAAUGGUUUCAGUCGAUGGUUUUAUCUGCAGGUGAACAAAAUCGCCCCAUGUUACAGUCAACCUUUUUUUGCUGUAUCUAGCAUUUUUCUGUGGGAAUCACUGGAAGGAGGGCCAAUGCGAUGAUUUACUUGUGCGCUGCUGCGUUAGUUUCUGUGUAUUACCCUAUGUUUCUUUCUGCAAACAUAUAUGCAUCAUAGGCUGUAUGUUUCAUUCUGGAAGGCACAUAUGUACUCUUCAUCAGGUUAGAGACAUGAAUCCAUAAAGCUGGCUGAUGAGGUCAAGCUCAUCGACAUGGUUUGAAAGUUAAUCAUGUCGCGCCUGAAA